Catharus ustulatus (Swainson's thrush) is the source of this 884-nucleotide messenger RNA. RefSeq names its product engrailed homeobox 2 (gene EN2). The record is from RefSeq and is a predicted model, not a curated record. Gene Ontology annotation, biological process: multicellular organism development; regulation of transcription by RNA polymerase II; neuron differentiation. The coding region runs from base 1 to 861 and encodes 286 amino acids. The transcript has 2 exons. Lineage: Eukaryota; Metazoa; Chordata; Aves; Passeriformes; Turdidae. Gene Ontology annotation, cellular component: nucleus. Gene Ontology annotation, molecular function: DNA-binding transcription factor activity, RNA polymerase II-specific; RNA polymerase II cis-regulatory region sequence-specific DNA binding.
AUGGAGGAGGGCGGCCGGAGCCCCCGGGAGGAGGCGGCCGAGCCGCAGGAGUCCGGCGGCGACGCGGAGCCCGGCGGCGGCGGCGGGCGGCGGGGGCUGCUGCUCCCCCCCGGUGACCCCCCGCACCCCCACCCGCACCCGCACCGCAUCACCAACUUCUUCAUCGACAACAUCCUGCGGCCCGAGUUCGGGCGGAGGAAGGAGGCGGGCGGCCCCGACGGAGAGCCCCGGCGGCCCGGCGCGGAGAGCCGCCGCAGCCCCGCCGCGGCGCCGGCCCCCGGGGCUCCGCUGCCCGGCGGCGGGGCGGGCUCGCCGGGCCGGGGGGAGGGCGGCCCCGCCGGGCUGGCCCUGCACGGCGCCGCCAAGAAGGGGGGGGACCCCGCGGCGCUGGAGGCGGCCCUGAAGGCGCGGGGAUUGAGUGGCGGCGACCUGUCGGUGAGCUCGGACUCGGAUAGCUCCCAGGCCAGCUCCAACGCCGGGAACCAGCCCAUGCUGUGGCCCGCCUGGGUGUACUGCACGCGGUACUCGGACCGGCCCUCCUCAGGUCCCCGCUCCCGCAAACCAAAGAAGAAGAACCCCAACAAGGAGGACAAGCGGCCUCGCACCGCCUUCACCGCCGAGCAGCUGCAGAGACUCAAGGCCGAGUUCCAGACGAACCGGUACCUGACGGAGCAGCGGCGGCAGAGCCUGGCCCAGGAGCUCGGGCUCAACGAGUCCCAGAUCAAAAUCUGGUUCCAGAACAAACGAGCCAAGAUCAAGAAGGCGACGGGCAGUAAGAACUCCCUGGCAGUGCACCUCAUGGCCCAGGGGCUCUACAACCACUCCACCACGGCGAAAGACGGCAAGUCGGACAGUGAAUAGCCAAGGGAAAGGGGGGUGGGAGG